UCUCUCUCUCUUUCUCUGUCUCCUUCUUUGUAUCACUCUGUCUGUCUCUCCCCCCUCUCUCUUUCUGGCCCUCUCCCUCUCUGUCUCUCUUUCUCUGUCUCUUUCUUUCUAUCACCCUCUCUCUGUCUGUCUCCCUCCCUCUCUCUUUCUAUCACUCUGUCUGUCUCCCUCCCUCUCUCUUUCUAUUGCUCUGUCUGUCUGUCUGUCUGUCUGUCUGUCUGUCUCUCCCCCCUCUCUUUCUCUCCCUCUCUCUUUGUAUCACUCUCUCUCUGUCUGUCUGUCUCCCUCCCUCUCUUUCUAUCGCUCUGUCUGUGUGUCUGUCUGUCUCUCUCCCCCUCUCUCUCUCUUUCUGUCUCUCCCUCUCUGUCUCCCUUUGUGUCACUCUCUCUCUGCCUGUCUGUCUCCCUCCCUCUCUUUCUAUCGCUCUGUCUGUCUGUCUCUGUCUCUCUCCCUCUCUCUCGCUCUCUCUGACAGGUUCUCGAAGACAGUCUGCUUGUCUUUGGUCCGAGGUACACGGCAGCAGCACAGUGCGGACGUGUCUCCUUGGUUAAUGUUCUGAUAGUCAGGCAGAACUGAGCCUUUGGCUCAGUAGAAGGAACAGAAUGAAAGGUGCAGGGUCCACAGAUGCUACACUCGUGCUCAGGGGUCUAGUGGCGGCUCGGCUCCUGUUUUUCAAACUUAGUUCAAACUUGGAAGGCUUUAUUUCUAUGUGGGAACAUGGGGAUGUGCUGUGCACGGUAGAAAACCAAGUGCUUCUUCUUAAGUUCUGAAAAACGCAACAGGGGAAGGGGCGAGGCAGCAGAGUGGACAGGGAGGGGUACCCUGCACCCUGCUAUUUAAGGUCCAGAUUUAAUCCAGCCUGUCAGCUGCUGGAUGUAAAUGUCAGGAUUUAGAUGUGGAAGUGCCCUGGUCUCCGGCAGGAACCAGCAGGAAUGUGGUUUAAAGAGCCGGUCUUAAAUGACACCAGGCUUCAGUUCAGACCUGUUUUAGCUGAAUGACAAAGUCCUGCUGCCAGACAGACAGACUGCAGGCUGGAGAGGAGAAGGAGGAGGAGGAGGUCUGUCCGCUGUGUGAGCCAUCUCAGGAGUUUGCUUCAGGGCUUUUUUUCUCCUGAACACUGAAUAUUUGUUGGGAUUUUAACUUUUGAUUUUCAAGUCUUGAAUGAAAAAGCUUUAAAAAGACGGAUGAUUUGAACCGAUUUGUUCUGUUUCCAGUCCGUCUGAUUCUGAAUCCCAGCUGGUUUGUUCUGUUUCCAGUCCGUCUGAUUCUGAAUCCUGGCUGGUUUGUUCUGUUUCCAGUCCGUCUGAUUCUGAAUCCCGGCUGGUUUGUUCUGUUUCCAGUCCGUCUGAUUCUGAAUCCCAGCUGGUUUGUUCUGUUUCCAGUCCGUCUGAUUCUGAAUCCCAGCUGGUUUGUUCUGUUUCCAGUCCGUCUGAUUCUGAAUCCCAGCUGGUUUGUUCUGUUUCCAGUCCGUCUGAUUCUGAAUCCCGGCUGGUUUGCCGGCUGGUUUGAAAAAGAUGAUUCUCUGAUCUGAAGUUUUCACCAGUUAAUUCUAGGGAUUUUAAACGUAUCGUGGAUUUUCAGUCAAGAUGCAGAAAGUUCUGUUUGGACUUUGUGUGGUUCUGAAUCUGAGCCCGGUCCACAGUUUCCCCAACAGACCGGUCCCACACACCAUCGUCAUUCCGGAUCAGCUGAUCGGCUCCUCUUCACAGAGCAAUGCGGAGUUGAACAGGAAUGGGACUGUGUGUGGCCCGUGUGAUCUGGAUCAGUGUCCCCCGGCUCUUGGUUGUCGGGCCGGGUCUGUUCUGGACUCGUGCGGCUGCUGUGAGGAGUGCGCUAACCUGGAGGGCCAAGCCUGUGACCUGGGAGACAAAAACGUCUUUCACGGCCUCUGUGGAACCGGACUGGUGUGCCGAACUGAGCGGGGACAGCAGGAGGAGGAGGAGGAAGAGGAGGAGGAGGCACAGUGUGUGUGUGAGCAGCAGGAGGCGCUGUGUGGGAGCGAUGGAAGAACUUACAUGAACAUCUGUCAGUACAGAGAGGCCUCCUUCUCCAAUCCCCAUCUGAGGACCAAAGGCAAAGGACCCUGCAAGACAGUUCCCAUCAUCAAGGUCCCUCCGGUGAGUCAGGUGAAUGGGACGGGCAGCAGUCUAGUUCUGCUGUGUGAGGUCUUUGCAUUCCCGAUGGCGUUGGUUGAAUGGAGGAAGGAAGGCUGGGACGUGGUUCUUCCUGGAGAUGACCCUCACAUCUCUGUCCAGUCGAGGGGUGGUCCUCUGAAGUAUGAGCUCUCCAGUUGGCUGCAGAUUGAGGAGGCGGAGCCAGAGUAUUCUGGAACCUAUCGCUGCGUCGCUCGGAACAACCUGGGCUCUGUCUCCGCCUCCGCUGUGCUGGGAGUCCUGAGACCAGAGGAGAUGUCAGCCUAUCUGUCUGCCAGUGUGGCCGAGAUGAAAGAGAUGAUGGACUACAGUCAUCCCAGAGAAUACGAGCAGGACUACUACUAAACUUUACCCACAAUCCCCAGCUGUCACGUGAUGUGACGGGUCUCAGCGGUGCCCAUGCUGUUUCCCCCGAUCAGGACUAACGUGAACAGAUGUGUGUUAAGAAGGACAGACGUCACAGAGACAACACAACACAGUGUGUUCAGUUCUCCCAACAGGCAUAUUGUACAUGUACUCAUGUACUCAAGUACUCAUGUGGUUUUAUUGAAAGCAGAGUACAACACAGAAUACAAGACAGAGUACAACACAGAAUACAAGGCAGAGUACAACACAGAAUACACGGCAGAGUACAACACAAAAUACACGGCAGAGUACACUUUCUAGUGGGGACCCAGAGUAAAGAUGAAACCCUUUAUUAACCCAGCUCUUUCCACAAACCUGACAUGAAAGACCAGCUACUGAAGGCAUCCCAGUUUCCCAGACAGGACCGUGGUUUUCCCUUCAUCUGUGUACACAUCUGCUGACACAUCUGUUUACACAUCUGUUCUUCAGGAACAGACAGAUUUGUGUUGUCACAUAGUAUAUCAACAUGGAAAUGUGUUGUGUAGAGAAGACUACACACUGCUUUCUGCACACAUGAACAGGCUUGUGAAUAAAGACCAUAUACUGUAUACUGUGUACUUUAUACUGUAUACUUUAUACUUUUGAAUAAAGACCAUAUACUGUAUACUCUAUACUUUAUACUGUAUACUUUAUACUUUCGAAUAAAGACCAUAUA
Lampris incognitus (smalleye Pacific opah) is the source of this 3213-nucleotide messenger RNA. It is a transcript of the gene kazald3, whose product is annotated as Kazal-type serine peptidase inhibitor domain 3. Gene Ontology annotation, cellular component: extracellular region. Bases 1587 to 2498 code for a protein of 303 amino acids. The transcript has 5 exons. NCBI's taxonomy places the organism in Eukaryota, Metazoa, Chordata, Actinopteri, Lampriformes, Lampridae. Gene Ontology annotation, molecular function: insulin-like growth factor binding. The record is from RefSeq and is a predicted model, not a curated record. Gene Ontology annotation, biological process: regulation of signal transduction; regulation of cell growth.